AAUCAAUAAUAAUCUGACUUAUUUUUAACAUUUUAAUGACUAAGACCCUUUAUGGUCCCCGGGAGCCCUAAAGGUAAAAUAAAUAAAAAAUCCAUAUAUUUUGUUAUGGUUUGAAAAUGAAAAAUAUCAAAAUGGCCCCCACAUGCUUUAAUUUUUCCGUGUGCGGCCCUCAGUGGACACUCCUGUCAUAGAGAGUUGGGGUUUCUGUCAAAAGUGUCAUUCGAGUCCUCAGCUGAGUCGGGGUCUGUGUGAAAUACUUGUGUCGAAUAAGCAGCACCAAAAUAACCGGCAAAAAAACCCAAACGCCGAUUGUGGGCGUGGCCUGUGGGCGCGGUUUCCGCGUGUUUGGGCGGGAGGAGCUUUAGAAAACAGGAAAUGUCAUCGACAAAAGUGAAAGUUGUGAGCGCGACGAGGCGAUAAAAGUUCGGAGAGCUGGCCACAUGACGUCUUCUACCAUGGUGCGGAACAGAGAUGGCGUUAAAGGAAGUGACCUGCCAAAGCGCCACUGGUAGACACGGCGGCCAAAGAUGCAGGGGGCCAUCGCACGUGUGUGCGUGGUGGUCGCCGCCGCCAUCUUGAACCACCCCUUGCUGUUUCCCCAAGAGAACGCCACCUCCGCGGUGGAGCAGGACGCGGAGCUGAUGGCGCGCAUGCGGCAGCACGAGGAGAGGCUGGCGAGGGAACGGGCCAAGAUGGAGGUGGCUCUCUCGCAGCCGGAGGAAGGCGCCUGCGACGAGGCGUACAGCUGGUACGUAUGGAGCGCCGUGUCCUUCGCCGUCUUCCUCGCCAUCGAGAUGUGCAGGGCGGACACGGCCGACUCGUACGGCGGGGGUGUGGACGACGAGCUGCCUGAGAGUGGCUGCGUGGACGCCACCUCCAUGGUGCUGGAUAAAGACGUCCUCGCCAACUUCUGUGACAAAUGCACGUACGGCCACGCCCACGACACCGGGAGGGCCAGGGAGUUUGCGGAGGGUUUCGUGGACGACCUCCUGGAGUCUCUGAGGAGCGUCUGUGACCGGGAGGCGGACAUGGAAGUGGAGGACUUUGUCGGGAUGGGGAGCAUGUUCGAGUCCUGGCAGAUGUGGAAGCCCCCGGCGUGCGACUUCAUCGUGCCCUUCUCGCCCCCCGACCCGCUGGCCUUCCGGGUCAGCUUGUGGUGCGAGCCGUCCAGCGACGUGCCGCCCGACCGGCGGGGGUGCGGCACCAUCCGGGUGAGCCGGCCCGGGGACCCCGAGGGCGGGUGCCUGUGUGGUUCCGCCAACAUGGGCGAGGACAUGCUGUGUCUGCUGCACGGCAACCAGCUGCACGCCUACGUGGACCCCAGAGGACGCUCUCUCCUGGCCAAAGGUGGAGUCAUGACGUGGUUCCAGGUGUCCCUCACCAAAGCAUGGGGGCGCAUCUCCCACAAGUACGACUUUGAGGUCACCUUCCGCAGCCUGGACACGGCGGGCGCCUUGAAGAUCCGAUUCCCUUCCGGGAAAGCCAUGAUGGUGAACAUCAUCCCCGCGGUCCAGCUGGCGGACACCGACGCCUACUUGGUCUCGCACUUCCCGUCGGACUGCGGCGGACCUCCAGACCCGUUCUGGCCUCUCUCGCUGGCCGUCUACGAGAGGAACCUCCUCAAACACCUGGCCAGGCCACUCCCACAGCCCUCCUGCCACCUGCACUGCCUGCAGGUGGUCACCUUCCUGCACAGGAAGCAGACGGCGCUGACGGGCGGGAACGCUCUGCUGGACUACCACUGGAAGACGGUGGUGCUGCACCUGCUGCUGCUCCACCCGGCGCCCGCCUGGGCCGCCGACAGGACGGAGUGCAGACUGAGGGACGUGCUGGGCUUCAUGCACAGGAGCCUCCGGGAGAAGAGACUCCAUCACGUCCUGAUCGGGAACCGCAGAGUCCCGGGAGAGCUGCGGCUGCCGGAGACCAUCCGCAGAGCGGAGCCCGUCAACCUGUUCCGGAGUUUGGUGCUGAGGAGGGACCAGUACGCCAACACGGUGCGCCACCUCCAGGAGAUGAUGAGGAAUGCGGCCAUGUUGUUACAAGAGUACACGCCGCUCUUGUCUAAUGGAAGCUUUCAUUACUAGAAGUAUUGUAUUUAUAUAUAAUACAUAUCAUUACUAGAAGUAUUUAUUAGGGGUGUAACGGUACGUGUAUUUGUAUUGAACCGCUUCGAUACGGGGGGUUCGGUUCGGAGGUGUACCGAAAGAGUUUCCACACGGACAUAUUAAGUAGCCGCCUAAGCUGAAGUCUUAACAAGAUGCUCCGCUUUCUUCUGCCUGUCUCUGUCAGUCCUCUACACAACACCCAGCAUUGUCCCACCCAUACAACCAUCUGAUUGGUUACAAACAGAGCGGUAACAGCCAAUCAGCAGUGCGUAUUCAGAGCACAUGUAGUCAGUGCUUAGUGUUUAGCAGGUAAUCAUCAGGCCCCGGACUCUCCCCAAAUGAUAAUAAACACCUCCCAGUCAACUACUAGUAACAUCACUAUGAGCCCGUUGACCUUCUAGAAACAUAAACGGCACCUCAAGCUCGCAGUCCUAGCUUGAGGUGAAGGCUAAUUCGCUUUUAGCGUAACGUUAGCUCAUUUUGCUGUGUGUGUGUGUGUUACGGACAGCAAAGCCCUGUCUGUCUGUUAUUUCACUUGACCUUUUUCUGUGUUGAUUGAGCUGUGUUGAAGCAGCAAAAAAGGACAUUACCGUAUUUCCUUGAAUUGCCGCCGGGAAUAUAGUAUUCGCCUGCCUAGAAUUACAGCCGGGUCAAACUCGUUUCGCAAAAUAAUUAGCGCAUGCUUGGCACUAACGAUUAAUUUGAUAAUCGAGUAAUCUGUCGAUUAUUACUUCGAUUAAUAAUCGGAUAAGAGACAAACUACAUUUCUAUCCUUUCCAGUAUUUUAUUGAAAAAAACAGCAUACUGGCACCAUACUUAUUUUGAUUAUUGUUUCUCAGCUGUUUGUACAUGUUGCAGUUUAUAAAUAAAGGUUAAUUUAAAAAUAAAAAAAAUUUAAUUUAAUUUUAUUUAUUUUUUUAAAUAGCCUCUGCGCAUGCGCAUAGCAUAGAUCCAACGAAUCGAUGACUAAACUAAUCGGCAACUAUUUUUAUAAUCGAUUAGUUGUUGCAGCCCUAGCCGAUAUCCGAUAUUCCAAUAUUGUCCAACUUUUAUUUACUGAUACCGAUAUCAACCGAUACGAUAUAUACAGUCGUGGAAUUAACACAUUAUUAUGUCUAAUGUGGACAACCAGGUAUGGUGAAGAUAAGGUCCUUUUUAAAAAAUAAUAAUAAAAUAAAAUAAGAUCAAUUAAAAACAUUUUCUUGAAUAAAAAAGAAAGUAAAACAACAUAAAAACAGUUACAUAGAAACUAGUAAUGAAUGAAAAUGAGUAAAAUGAAGUGUUAAAGGUUAGUACUAUUAGUGGAGCAGCAGCACGCACAAUCAUGUGUGCUUACGGACUGUAUUCCUUGCAGACUGUAUUGAUAUAUAUUGAUAUAUAAUGCUUACGGACUGUAUCCCUUGCAGACUGUAUUGAUAUAUAAUGCCUACGGACUGUAUCCCUUGCAGACUGUAUUGAUAUAUAAUGCUUACGGACUGUAUCCCUUGCAGACUGUAUUGAUAUAUAUUGAUAUAUAAUGCUUACGGACUGUAUCCCUUGCAGACUGUAUUGAUAUAUAAUGCUUACGGACUGUAUCCCUUGCAGACUGUAUUGAUAUAUAUUGAUAUAUAAUGCCUACGGACUGUAUCCCUUCCAGACUGUAUUGAUAUAUAAUGCUUACGGACUGUAUCCCUUGCAGACUGUAUUGAUAGAUAUUGAUAUAUAAUGCUUACGGACUGUAUCCCUUGCAGACUGUAUUGAUAUAUAAUGCUUACGGACUGUAUCCCUUGCAGACUGUAUUGAUAUAUAUUGAUAUAUAGUGCCUACGGACUGUAUCCCUUGCCGACUGUAUUGAUAUAUAUUGAUAUAUAAUGCUUACGGACUGUAUCCCUUGCAGACUGUAUUGAUAUAUAUUGAUAUAUAAUGCCUACGGACUGUAUCCCUUGCAGACUGUAUUGAUAUAUAUUGAUAUAUAAUGCUUACGGACUUUAUCCCUUGCAGACUGUAUUGAUAUAUAUUGAUAUAUAAUGCCUACGGACUGUAUCCCUUGCAGACUGUAUUGAUAUAUAUUGAUAUAUAAUGCCUACGGACUGUAUCCCUUGCAGACUGUAUUGAUAUAUAUUGAUAUAUAAUGCUUACGGACUGUAUCCCUUGCAGACUGUAUUGAUAUAUAUUGAUAUAUAAUGCCUACGGACUGUAUCCCUUGCAGACUGUAUUGAUAUAUAAUGCUUACGGACUGUAUCCCUUGCAGACUGUAUUGAUAUAUAUUGAUAUAUAAUGUAGGAAGCAGAAUAUUAAUAACAGAAAGAAACAACCCUUUUGUGUGAAUGAGUGUAAAUGGGGGAGGGAGUUUUUUUGAGUUGGUGCACUAAUUGUAAGUGUAUCUUGUGUUUUUUAUGUGGAUUUAAUAAAAAACAAAAAACGAUACCGAUAAUUUCCGAUAUUACAUUUUAAAGCAUUUAUCGGCCGAUGUUAUCGGACAUCUCUACUUGAAACUGUUUAAUGUUGCACUUUUUAUAUGUAGAAGAAAAGUUUUGUCAUUUUAUUUGAUCUGAGCAACAACUUGAGGCAGUUUAAUGUCGAUUAACGCGGGCAGAAUUAUUAUAAUGUACCCAAUGUUAAAAGGAUAAAGCCAUUGUUUACAAAUUUAGUAAAUAAAUAACCAAAAAAAUGUUUAUUUUGUUGUUUUCUUACUGUACCGAAAAUUAACCGAACCGUGACCUCUAAACCGAGGUAUGUACCGAAAUGUUUGUGUACCGUUACACCCCUAAUAUAUAUAUAUAUAUAAUAUAUAUCAUUACUAGAAGUAUUGUAGUGCACUUGUUAUAUUUGUAGUGGACCAAACAAGAAUGUAAUCUCAUAUCGACAAUGAGAGAGUUUGUCUCUUUGUUACACAACUUUGUGGACAAAUUGUGCAACUCUUCUGCAUGCUGUGUGUGUCUGUUACACACUCUUAUUACUGCACUUGUGUGUGUCUGUUACGCACUCUUAUUACUGCACUUGACACACACCUCUCUGACAGGGGUGUCCAAACUUUUUCCACAGAGGGCCACACGCCCAAAAAUGAAAGAACUUUGCUACAUUUUGUACAUUAAAGACACUAAA
Entelurus aequoreus (snake pipefish) is the source of this 5189-nucleotide messenger RNA. RefSeq names its product inositol 1,4,5-trisphosphate receptor interacting protein (gene itprip). The transcript has 2 exons. The record is from RefSeq and is a predicted model, not a curated record. Gene Ontology annotation, cellular component: membrane. Bases 528 to 2084 code for a protein of 518 amino acids. Lineage: Eukaryota; Metazoa; Chordata; Actinopteri; Syngnathiformes; Syngnathidae.